CUUUUGGCCCGUUUUGGUCCACUUUGGCCCAUUAGGGUAGAAAUGAACCCUCCCCCCUUUCCCCUAUAAAUAGAGGCUUUCCCACAAUGUUUAGGGACUUUUUUCUCUUCUUCCCCACACCCCACUUCUCUCUAGGGCUUGGAGCUCCAUUAAUGGCUACCAAGGCUCAAGCUUGUACAUUGUAAUGGUGAGGAGGGAUUAAUAAGAAUGAGAGGGCUUGGACAUUAGCCUAAACAGUCCCGUGGUUUUCUCCCUUUCCGGAUUUCCACGUAAAAAUUAUUGUUUAUAUUUUAUUAUCACCACAUAGCCAUGAAAUCCUCCCGGAAGGGGUGUUGUACUUCCGGAUUGCGGCGAAUUAACCUCAACACUAGCGCCGUCUGUGGGAAUCUUGUUCAAAAAGAUUCAUAUGUUCUUUAUUUUCUACAGAAGAUGCACACAAAGGGAACUGUUUUUGGUUUUUUACAAAAGGAUUCAUACGAAGGGAAAAUGGCCUGGGGAAUUUUCUAGGAUUACAGUAGAAGGGAUGAGGGGAAAUAUCCCCUUUCCGGUGAAAACCAUACGCCAUAAGCCGGCCCUGAGGACCUGGCCAGUUAGUUCCCCCACCUCUGGCCAUCUGGGUGGUCACUGGGAAAUUUGCAAGAAGAAGCAGCUCCUGCAAUGGCCAUCUGGGUGGUCACCGGGAAAUUUGCAAGAAGAAGAAGCAGCUCCUGCAAGAUGAAUUUGCAGAGGAUGAGAGGCAGUUGGAGGCUGUGGUUGCUGUCCUUCCACGACAGCUGCAACCUGACAAGAAUAGAGAGGGAUUGGUGAAAUGACCUGUGGGGCCAUAGUUGGCUAAUCAGCUGCCUCGAUCCUGCACCCCAACGAUCGUUUGCUCAACUAAGCCGAGCAUGGUGACGAGCGAGAGAGGAUGGCAGGCCCGAGCGGGGGGUAUCAGUUGACGUUUUCAAUAUUCAUGAAAACAAAAUCAUUCCAUAGAACGGCAGGUGCAGAAUCAGAGGGGCACCUGGAGCAGUCCGCACGUCUCCAAACUCAGCUCAUGCAUAUCCUUGCCGCCCUGCACUGCAGGGUGGUUGCUUUCACCGGAAUACCCAGCGCACAGGCACACCCGAUCCUCGAUGCCGCGCAGUCACUGGACCAGCUUAGAAAGCUGAUGAGAGCUAGCCGUCCGGCUCUUCCACUCUGCUUGCCUGCCAGGGGUAGCCUCAGUUGGAUACCUGCAAAGGCUAGCUGGCCCCUCAGCAUCUCACAAUCCGUAGGAAAAGAUGUUGGCUUAACCAACAAGGUCUUCUCAGUAAGGGAAGAAAAGCUCACGUUAAGUGAGGCCGAGCGUCCCAGGCCCACCUUAGGGCUAAAAGAGGACCAUGCGCCGAGCAGAUCACUCAGAUGGUACUCUUGACCGAAGGAUGUCUCCUCCGAGCACACCACUCCGUCUGGAUAGAAGCAAGUAGUGCUAGGCUGGCCGCACGAGUUUUCAAAUGUGAUGAUGGCUCUCAAUGCAUCAGGGGCCAGCUCGGGCAUCAUGUAUGCGCGAUGCCCGACGUCCGAAGCGCUGCCCAUUGGUCAACGCCGCUCGGCAAGCACAAUGCCACUCUGGCUGACCAGAUCAGCUCACUAACCGGCGGUACACCGCUUGGUUCUCAACGCACCGGGGAACAGCAAGGAACUUGUAAGCUGGCCGCCUAACUUCAAUGACCCUGCUCAAUGUUUUAACGCCGUCCGGUGAAGUAGCAACCCGGUUUGAAGCGGCCGUCUCUGAAUUCUGGUCUCUUGAACACUUAGACCAGCGCUGACGUCCCGCCGCCCGACACAUAAGACGCUCGGCAAAUAGAACCGCCCUUUCCCCAUCGAGGAUGUACGUGAUGGGAAUAUAGAUCAGGCCGGACGCUCAGGGCUCUGCUGCGACGCUGCACAAUAUCAGGAUCAGACCCAUUUUGGAGAAGACCUUGCCUCGGCCAGAAGGCUCUGCUCGAGCCUCCACGGUUUGGCCAGACCUUCACCGCUCAGCCUUUCGGAGUUCUCACUUCUCAGCCCUGGUUAACUUAGGACCCCUUGAAGACUAGCUGGCCGCUCGUUCGCUCUUCCAUGCUCGGCCUUGGACCUGCGGGAUGGCCGCCCGGCCUAUCAAACGCCGUCCGCCCCAUGGGCAGCUCGGACACCUUGGGGGCUGGCUGCCCGGCUUCCAAAUGUCAAGAAUAUCAUAGCUAAAAAUAGAGAGGCACAAUCAAGGGAAUAAGAUCACUGCAUAUUAGGAAUAUAUUUUUUCCUUAUUUACAUUGUAUUCUUAUGCUAUAUAUUGGGAUGUAAUGUAUAUGAAAGAUAUAUAGAAAUAAGAAGAAUAUCAAUUCCUCCUAUAUUCUCCAUCAUGUCGUUCUUUCUCAAGAUGGUAUCAGAGCAGGCAAAC
This is a messenger RNA of Cuscuta europaea, 2401 nucleotides long. Lineage: Eukaryota; Viridiplantae; Streptophyta; Magnoliopsida; Solanales; Convolvulaceae. The record is from the annotation of a GenBank genome assembly.